Molecule: messenger RNA, 554 nt
Organism: Lolium perenne
Lineage: Eukaryota; Viridiplantae; Streptophyta; Magnoliopsida; Poales; Poaceae
Product: non-specific lipid-transfer protein 2G
Biological process (GO): lipid transport
Source: RefSeq, a predicted model, not a curated record
CGAGCCACUACUCCACACCACCGGCGCAGCACACAUCUCCAUCACACACACCAGACAACACCUGACAGCUAGUGAGAGCGAGAGUGAAGACUAGCCCAGCGACGGCCAUGGCGAUGAAGAAGAACCCGAGCGUGGCUGUGGUGGCUCUGAUGCUGGCGCUGGUGGUGCUCGCCGCUGCGCCGGGCGGGGCGCGCGCGGCGUGCGACGCGUCGCAGCUGGCGGUGUGCGUGUCAGCGAUCACCGGCGGGGCGCCGCCGACCACCGUGUGCUGCGCGAACCUCAAGGCGCAGCAGGGGUGCUUCUGCCAGUACGCCAAGGAUCCGGCCUACGGCCGCUACAUCAAGAGCCCCAACGCCCGGAAGACACUCGAGUCCUGCCACCUCGCCGUCCCAACCUGCUAGGCGCCUGCAGCUAGCUCUGUCCGUGAGACCAUGAGAGAGAGAGAGACUAGCUAGCUUAGCUGAGCGAGUGAGUGAGCGCGUGCGUACUCGGGUCGCUUGUGGCACGUAUGCUCCUAUUAUUGCCUAUUGUUGGAAUAAAAUGAUGGUUUGCUC